This is a messenger RNA of Aspergillus heteromorphus CBS 117.55, 1199 nucleotides long. RefSeq lists its product as uncharacterized. The coding region runs from base 86 to 976 and encodes 296 amino acids. Lineage: Eukaryota; Fungi; Ascomycota; Eurotiomycetes; Eurotiales; Aspergillaceae. The transcript has 2 exons. The record is from RefSeq and is a predicted model, not a curated record.
CGUACCAUGGUGGGCACUUCCCAGUGAACGACUUUCCUCCCCGACGGUCCCCACCGCCAAAUUAUCAGCCGCAAAAGUCGUCGUCAUGGCACGUUGGCCCCGGGCCUGGAACCUCAUCCAUGUCGCCAGCUCGACUUCACGGCCCUUAUUCUCCACAUCCUCCGUCCUCCUACAUCUCUCGUUGAUCGCCCUUCUUCUCUCGACUGUCGCUCGCGCGCAGACUGCCACCAUCCUGCCAUCUGAAGCCUCAUCUUCCUUUCCAUCAUGUGGCUUGACCUGUUCUCUUCUUGAGCAGGCCCAGGACAACUGCGUGCCGCCCAUCGCCCCCCAUACCAACCAUGCGACCUACGUCUCGUGUUUCUGCCAGUCGAACCUCCUCGUCCAGCUCCACACCUCCUCAAACAAUAUAUGUGAGGACAGCUGCACCAGUGCUUCCGACCGUUCCUUGAUCCAAGCCUGGUAUAGCAAGUACUGUCAGUCCACGGGCGACCUUCAGGAGACUGAUUCGACCGUCAACACCAAGAGGGAUACGCUUGAUGAUGCCGCCACCGCAUCCCUUUUCACAAGGGAUUCGCGCUCGCAAAAAUGGUGGACGACGCACUACAAGUGGGUGAUCAUGAUCAUCGUCCUGGUGGUCGCAUUCUCCAUCCUUACUGCUGUGGGCAUCUGGCUCAAACGUCGUCAUGAUCGCAAAUACCCAGGUCUAUACCACGCCGCCGCAACUGGUGGUACGGACAGCGCAUUGCUGGCGGCCCGCCAGCAGGACGCCAGCCCCUCCCCUGGACCAGGACCUCCCGCUCAAGGCGCAUUCAGGGCCGGUCGUUUCGAUCCCACGAUCAACUCCGGGUCCAUUGCCAGCAGCUCCCACACCAACGUCGCUGCUCCCCCGCCACGACCCAGUCGGACUCCAUCGCGUCUGCAAAAAGCGCAACCGGUGGACGAAGGCGAUAUUGAAAUCCGCGAAGUUCCUCGGUAAUCUGCGUGCACGACAAUUGCUGUUUCCCUGUUCGGAUGUUUUCUCUUUUUAUGCCCCUUGGAUUCCUUCGGGUUCCAGUCCAAUCUUUCAUUACCUUGAAAAAAUCUUCCAUGCGGAGGAAGAUAUUCACGCAUCUAAAUAUUCCCCACCGUUAUGACGGUGUCUGCUGCGUUACCCUGGUGGGUAGUCAGUUAGUCGGCAACCGAAUCUGUGUGCGCGUGCU